AUGUCAAAUAGGGUAGCUCCCAAUCUUAUACCCCCGCGCACAAGUUCAACAGGUGUCACCAAGCCCGUCGCUGAAGAAGAGUGGCUUGCCUCUUCUGCUAGAAAGUCUUGUCCUGGGCCAACCAGAUACCAGCGAGGAAAGCCUGCCGAAGCCAUGUGGACAGAAACAAAGGAGAAUAUCGUGCUGGGGCCGUACAGCUAUAUGGUCAACCAGCCCGGUAAGGAUAUCCGAGGACAACUGAUCGCUGCGUAUAAUCGAUGGCUGCAGGUCCCAGAGGAAAGCCUUACGGUCAUUACCAAAGUCGUGGUGAUGCUUCACACCGCUUCGUUACUUAUUGAUGACGUGGAGGACUCUUCCCACCUUCGCAGAGGAGCUCCAGUCGCACAUAACAUCUUUGGCAUUCCGCAGACUAUUAACUCUGCUAACUAUGUGUAUUUCCUGGCCUUGGAGGAGAUUCAGAAGCUGAAAAACCCUGAAGCUAUCAAUAUCUUCGUCAAUGAGCUUAUGAAUUUGCACCGUGGCCAAGGCUUGGACCUCUACUGGAGAGACACCCUGACCUGUCCCACUGAAGAAGACUACCUGGAAAUGGUCGGCAACAAGACCGGCGGUCUGUUCAGACUGGCUAUCAAGCUCAUGCAAGCGGAAAGCAGCGUUCCUAUAGAUUGUGUUCCCCUUGUUGACCUGAUGGGGCUGAUGUUUCAGGUCUGCGAUGACUAUCUCAACCUUUCCAACCCAACCUAUAGCAAGAACAAAGGCCUUUGCGAAGAUUUGACGGAGGGAAAGUUUUCUUUCCCCGUCAUUCAUAGCAUUCGAUCGCAACCUGAAAACCGCCAACUUAUCAACAUUCUCAAGCAAAAGACCAAUGAUAACGAGGUCAAGCAGUACGCUGUGAAAUACAUGGAGAACACCGGGAGCUUCGAGUAUACCCGCAAAGUGGCAGUCGAGCUCCGUGACAAGGCUUUUGUCCUCAUCGAUGAGCUAGAACGUACCUUUUCACUGAUACCCGGUCAGGGAGAAGCAAAUGCAGAGGCUGCAAGUGGCAGCUUGGUGCGCGCUAUUCUUAAUCGAAUCAUUGAUCCAGUCCUGAUGGACCACGGAGAUAAAUGA
Molecule: messenger RNA, 1107 nt
Organism: Nannizzia gypsea CBS 118893
Lineage: Eukaryota; Fungi; Ascomycota; Eurotiomycetes; Onygenales; Arthrodermataceae
Product: geranylgeranyl pyrophosphate synthetase
Exons: 3
Coding region: 1-1107 (368 amino acids)
Biological process (GO): isoprenoid biosynthetic process
Molecular function (GO): prenyltransferase activity
Source: RefSeq, a predicted model, not a curated record